This is a messenger RNA of Nicotiana tabacum (common tobacco), 582 nucleotides long. The record is from RefSeq and is a predicted model, not a curated record. NCBI's taxonomy places the organism in Eukaryota, Viridiplantae, Streptophyta, Magnoliopsida, Solanales, Solanaceae.
AUGGAAGAAGAAUCCACUCAUGCACCCAGCAAACUCCCAGAAGUCCAAGAGAUUGAUCCUCCUCCACAACAAGUUGUAUCCACUAAGGAAAUUCCAGUCUCUUCGGAAGGGAUGAUUCCAAUCAAUCAACUAAAGGAGUUCAUUAAAGAGAUGAAGCGACCAAAUAAAGCUGGGAAAACAAAUUACCCAAAUUACUACAAAUAUCACCGACUUUAUGUGCCAAGGAAACAAAAUAAGAAGGCGGAUGCUUUAGCCGCCCUAGCUUCAUCUUUAACCUUGCCUGAUCAAGCGCAAGUUGUUGUAUGCCAAAAAUGGGUAGUACCGCUGCCAAAUAAGGCUGAAAGUGAAGAAAAUGAACUCAAGCAUCUUGUCACUAUUUCUAAAGUCGAGAAAGAAGAAUGGAGACAACCCAUUAUCGACUACUUGUGCUAUGGGAUACUUCCAAAAAAUCCGCGGAGAAGAACUAAAAUCCGUCGUCGUGCACCUCGCUUACUUUACUACAAAGAUACCCUAUAUAGAAGAUCAUUCGAUGGAGUACUCUUGCGAUGCUUAGGGGAAGAUGAAGCACUCCAAGAUUUGUAA